Annulohypoxylon maeteangense is the source of this 1474-nucleotide messenger RNA. Its product is annotated as Tho complex subunit 7-domain-containing protein. Lineage: Eukaryota; Fungi; Ascomycota; Sordariomycetes; Xylariales; Hypoxylaceae. Gene Ontology annotation, cellular component: THO complex part of transcription export complex. Bases 102 to 1211 code for a protein of 369 amino acids. The record is from RefSeq and is a predicted model, not a curated record. Gene Ontology annotation, biological process: mRNA processing. The transcript has a single exon.
UUCGUACAAACACAGCUACUCAACUUCUAAAUUCCAAACAACAUCCACCAUUUCCACACCUUUUUAUCUCUAAAAACGUAGCAAUAUAACCUCAUCAAUCCAUGGCGUCCCAACAUUUCGGGCUCCUAGAGGAGCGAGAGGAAAACGAGCUGCACAAAACCCGCCUCCUUAACGUCGAGGAGAAAUCAUUCAAACGGCUCAUCCGCCGCCUCGUGCACCCCAGCGCCUUCACCAGCCCAGCCAAACUCCUCACUCCUCCCCCGGACAGCACCAACCCCGACGCCGAAGCCACUCCCGCAAUCGACAUCACCUCGCUCAAAGAAGACAUAACCCUCGACUUCGAAGCCUUCGACGCGCAAAUCCUACGCCUGCAAUUCCUCGACACAGCCAACACGCAAGAGCGCGAGCGGUACGCCGCGGACCGGGUGCGCAUCAUGUCGACGAUGGAGUCCGUGCGGGACGGCAACGCGCGGCUGAAAACGCAGCUCGAAGAAGCGCGGGCGACGCUCGCCCAGCGCCGGAAAUUCGACGAGCUGGCCGACAAAAUCACGAGUAACCGCAUGCUGCGCCCGCGCGCGGAACAGGCUGUCAACCUGGCCAAGCUGGCCGAGGAGUGCGAUGAGCUGUACCGCGAGAGCGAGAAUUACGGACAUACGUGGCGGGAGAGACGAGAGCAGUUUGAGAGGCUGGUGGAGGAGGGGAAGAGGUUACGCGCGCUGAUUCGCGAUGAGAAGGAGGAGGUGGAACGUAGGGAGGGCAUGGAUUCGGAUGCGGAGGAUGGGGAGGCCGCGGUUACGCCGGGCAAGGCGGGGUUGGUUAGUGGGAAUGCGACGCCGAGGCCGGAUAGCGGUGCUGUGUCUGCUAAGGGCGACGCGGGCGGUGCUACGCCUCUUCUGAGUAGUCGCGAUGGCAGAACGCCGAGACCUGAUAGCCCGGGUGGCGCGUCGGCUGCGGUGGGUGCUGGGAGUGGCUUGAAGCCGAGAUUGGGCGAUAGUGGAGACUUUUCACGAGCUGGAAGCCAGGCUCCGAGUCUACGCGCGGGUAGCCAGCAGCCGAGAGACGAUGAGCCUGAGGAGGGCGAGGAUAUCGAGAUGAGUGAGUCUGGCACGCAGCAGAACCAGUUACAGGGCGAUACGCCGAUGGCGGAGAACGAGUCCCAGGAGACGCCGCAGAUUACGGUGGAGGCGCCUGAUGGUAUGGAUACCUCGUGAGGGAUACGCGGAAGGGGUGGUGAAGGGAGUCUAGGCGUGGGUUCUAUGGGGUCUUUGUUCAUGGCGAAGAUCGCAGGAUUUGCUUUAGAGAUUCGUUGCCACUGAGCUACAGAGUCUAGCAUGCGGAUAGGAAUUGUUAUACCCAACAUAGCAGCAGAACGAAGUCGUCUACACAGAUAGGCACGGUAAUAACGAGGAAAGGCUCAUUCACGAAUCUCUGCCAUGGUUCUUCUACCUAGUAAACGUCUUUUCUUAAAAUCAAU